Molecule: messenger RNA, 2241 nt
Organism: Nematostella vectensis (starlet sea anemone)
Lineage: Eukaryota; Metazoa; Cnidaria; Anthozoa; Actiniaria; Edwardsiidae
Exons: 6
Coding region: 233-1399 (388 amino acids)
Biological process (GO): cell adhesion
Cellular component (GO): plasma membrane
Molecular function (GO): hyaluronic acid binding; transmembrane signaling receptor activity
Source: RefSeq, a predicted model, not a curated record
UCCAUAUUUACUGGGAUACCUGUGCUUUUAUCACAAUUGAAUACUUCUCCUACGUACGACCCAUUAUCUGUGUGCCGCUUUGGUCAGAUUAAUUUUAGUGUUCGGAAAACGAAACCGGUCAGUCACAUGUGAUAGGGCCCCCGAUUGAGUCCAUAAUAAGCAUUGCCCAGAUUCAAACUGGCAUAUCAUCCAAAUGAGUUGAACUCUUCGCAUCCAACAUUAAUUUUGAAAAAUGAACGCGUUUUUUAUAUCCAGUGUUUUCUCUACUUUCCUUUUCUUCUUUUCAAGUUUUUCCUAUUCUGAGUUUACUUACCUCAAUUUCAUGGACAUUCCCGCUUAUGCUUUGGUGGGUUAUGUCGUGGAAGUGUUCAACACCAGGGACUCUUUCAGCUGCCUAGCAAAGUGUUUCGAUGUGAACUCUUUUGUGUCGGUAAAUUUCGGAAGACGAAGCGCGAAUGAUUCUCAGUUUACUUGUGAAAUUAACAACUCUACACAUUUGCUGCAGCCACUUGGCCUGAAACGAAGGCCAGGAUUCACUUACUUUGGUGUGGCGGAUCCCUGUUUCUCGAAUCCUUGUCUGAACGGAGGCACGUGUACCGCUGACCAGUCUAACUGGACGUACCGCUGUAGCUGUGGUCUUCCAUUUCCAACAGCACCGUACUUGGAUAAACACUGUUCCACAGGGUUGAAGUUUGCCCUGGAUGGUGGCGUAUAUCGCAACGUGUUUCACGCUGGAGCAGAAACGCAAUAUAUCUUCAAUUUCAAAGAAGCCAAGCGCUUAUGCCAAAAGUACCAGGCCCAACUAGCUUCAGUCGCGCAGGUCGAGGAGGCCUGGAAAGUCGGCUUUCAGAUGUGCAGCUGGGGCUGGGCCGCUGAAGGUUUCACCGUUUUGCCCUUGCGUGUUGCCCAUGGAGGUUGUGGCACUAAAGCAGAAGUCCGAAGAUCUGCAUCAGUUUCCACCGAGUCCUACAAGUCCAACGCUUAUUGCCACAGAGGAACAGACAACUGUAACGAGGAAGGCUGGUACCAAAACAGAUACAAGUGCUACCGGUUUUUCCUUGAUAGUCACGUGCGCUGGGAGGAAGCAUCACGUGUAUGUCACGUGCACGGUGGCGUCAUGGGUGUGUUCAACUCUAUUGACAAGCUGGAUUUUGUACGCUACCACGUGCCAACCCUGAACAACAGCAUCUCUCGCAUAUUUGUGGGGCUUCAAAAGACGGGUGGGGUGUGGAUGUGGGGUUACAAUAAUCUCACCCCAGAAGCUGAGCUGUGGGAAUCAGGAGCACCAGCCUCGCAAGGACCUCUGGGAGCCGUUACCAUAGCAACCGGUAGACUCGUUGACGUACCUGACUCUGGAGACCACAAGCUGCCCUUCGUCUGCGAGAAAAACCUACCUUAGUGUGUUGAGUGUUAUCAACAAACUACCUGUGGUGGAGCCUAGUGACUAGGAUGGAUUUUAGUUAUUAUUGCUGCAUUUGUGUAAUUCUCUUCUUAAAUCAUUGGUAUUGUGUAGACAUUAGAAUUGGAAUAAGAACGGCCCAGUCUCAACUGAAAAUUAGACCUUCUUUAUAAAAAAAGAGAGUGUGGGGCAAUUUCCAUUACCCGGUCGAAUUUCCAGUAGAUCAUAAAUUCGUACGGUUACGUAUUCUUUUUUUAAAGUAACUGCUUGGGACAAGAGACGGCUUUCAGUAGCGGAUCUAUGGGGAGGGUUUAGGGGGUUUACCCCCCCCCCCCCUUUGGGCUGCCAGAAAGGCAUAUUUAAAAAAAUAACACCCUACCCCUUUGUCACUGAGCCAAGCCCCCCUUUAGCGAAAAUCUAGUUCCGCCCCUGGCUAUCACAAGAAACUCAUGUAAAUAUUUUUUUUUAAAUUCGAUAAGUUUUCUUGCACACUCUAUUUAAGGGUUUAUCGGUGAAAGAGGUCUUGAUCAUGUAUUCAUGAUAUAAAAUUAUGUAUAUAAUUUGAACUCUUCUUCAAUUCUGAUUGGCUUUAUAGUUUUCUAAAAAAUAGCUCUUGCGAGAAUGCAAUUGCUACUUUUGUACUAGCUUAGUAAAGCCUUAUCAUUCCAUGUUCUUGGCGCUAGAAAUUAUUAUGCUUCUCCAGAAUUCUAUGAGCCCUCGCAGAACAAAUAUAGCUUGGAGCUAUCAAUCAGUCAAUCUUGAUGCUGAAUGUACCUGUUUCUUUGUAGCAGUAACCAUCGGGCUUCUUUGUCGUUGUGGAUUAUUAAACUCACUGUGAACAA